AGGAUAAUCAAUCUGCCAGUAAAUGCCCACACCACCAAACAGGAAGGAAUCUUUGGGGGGGUUAUAAAACAGGCACCUCUGAGCUUUUCUGCACUUCUCCUCCCCUUGAGGAUUCAGCAGCAGGCUUACGAAAGGGUUAACGCUUCUGUGACGAGAUCUUCGAGAAUGCUCCUGUUUAGGUUCCUCCUGCUAUCUUUGCUGACAGCCCUGCUGCUUCAGGCUGCUCAGUGCAAAAAGAGCAUCUGCAAAGACAGCUGCUGCACCUUCGUUGAGGGAUUUCCAGUCAGACUGAAAACACUUCGUUCUUCAUACGCCAUGAUCCGAGAGUACUAUGAAUCCAGGGAUGAUCUGGACACCUCACUAUUCAACAGGACAGUUCUUGAACACUUUAAAAGCCCUUAUGGAUGCAGUGUCAUGAACGACGUUCUGCAUUUCUACCUGGAGACCGUGUUACCCAGCGCCAUCAGUGGACACACGAAGAAAGAUAGAUUUAAAACGCCAAUCGACGUCAUUGGAAACUUAUUCCAAGAGCUCAAAAGGGAGCUGGUCCAAUGUAGGAAUUACUUCACAUGCCGGAAACCUUUUGAAAUCUCUAACGUCAAGAACUCAUACAAUCAAAUGGGAGGAAAAGGCAUGUACAAAGCCAUGGGAGAGCUGGACAUGUUGUUCAACUAUAUUGAAGAUUAUGUGGCAUCGCAGAAACGAAAACGCUGAAUGGAUGGCGAGAAGGACCCACUUGAUAAGCCAACGGGACCCCUGUUGGAAUAGUGUGGAAACGAAUGGAAUUUAAAAUUUAUACUCGAUAUAUAAAAUGUCAAUGCACAAAUAUUUAUUACUACUUUAAAAGCUCUGUUUCUGCUGUCCUACCACACUAAAUCAUGUCUUUGUACUUGGCUGUUUUUUGUACAGCCCUAGAAAAGUUCCCGAUGUGUUUAUCUUCCUAGAAGAAGUAAGCUAAGUCAUAUUGACCACAUCCUUUCUAUAAUAUUGUUGCUUUUUGCAAUGAAGUAUAAUGACUGUUUAA
Neoarius graeffei (lesser salmon catfish) is the source of this 1024-nucleotide messenger RNA. RefSeq names its product interleukin 10 (gene il10). Gene Ontology annotation, cellular component: extracellular region. The transcript is spliced from 5 exons. Bases 166 to 714 code for a protein of 182 amino acids. Gene Ontology annotation, biological process: immune response. Gene Ontology annotation, molecular function: cytokine activity. Lineage: Eukaryota; Metazoa; Chordata; Actinopteri; Siluriformes; Ariidae. The record is from RefSeq and is a predicted model, not a curated record.